AUGUUCCCAAUGGCUAAUCCUCCAAACCCGGGCCUUGGAAAUGCCGCGUCGAACGAAUGGGAAAGAGACGCACCAAAUAGCUCGACCCCCAGCUUGACUCCCCAUCAAUCGCUAUCAGAUGAAGAUACAGGAAUAUCAUAUUUGCCAACAACAGGAUUCAUUUGGCCUAAUAUGGCCGGGUCGGAUCCGACGGUGGCCAACGGUGGAAACAUCGGUUCUCUUCCAGAGCCGAUCCAUGAAGAGCAUGACCAUUCGAAUUAUAAUGAGAUGAGACACAUGAACGAUGAGAACGGAGUUGGACAGGAAGAAACCGAAAUGCGAGACGAUUCGGAAGGCGAUCAACACGAACCUUGUAUUGUGGUCGCAUGUCGGACGCUUUCCUCACUAUAUCAAUUCGUUCAAUCCGACUGUAUGAAUGGACAUGCAAGCAACGAUGCUCAAUCUCGCAAGAUAUUAAAACCACCUACCCCGGAGGAACCUUCUACAAACGAUACUGUGUUUUGGAUGACUCGAUCUGCCACGGAAACGAUUUCUCGACUAUUAAAUUGCGCUGGAAGAUCAUGCGCACAUGACCCUCCCACGUUCUUGGUUUUCGGCUCUGUUCUUUUGAAAAUUCUGAGCUGGUAUGAAGCCAUGUACCAAUCUGAAAUUGGUGGGCUUGUUCUUUCAACCACUCCACUGGCGAAUGGUCUCGAAGGCGUGGGCUCGCGACCACAUCAUUCGAACGACAGCCAGUUUGGCGAUAAGAACUCUACUGGCCUGUCUCAACCGUCUGAAAAUAUGAAAGAAUCGACAUAUGCUGUCCCAUUGACUAUUCCAUUGGCUGUCGAUGCUUUCAAUAUGUCCCGUGCAACAGAGACAAAGAUGAAAGCCCAACUACUGCUUUGUGAGGUGCAGGCUUUAUCUCAUGUGUGCCACACUCUCAAUCGUCGAGUACAGGCUGUUGUGGGUAUACAGGGAGAAAAUAAUAUGUAUGGACAAGCGAAUGUCGAUCUAUUACGGAAGUUGGGUGAGCUGCAGCACGCAUUGACUGUGGUGUGUACACAGGUGCCGUCACUGGGAUAG
Molecule: messenger RNA, 1065 nt
Organism: Penicillium vulpinum
Lineage: Eukaryota; Fungi; Ascomycota; Eurotiomycetes; Eurotiales; Aspergillaceae
Product: Ribosomal protein L10e/L16
Exons: 1
Coding region: 1-1065 (354 amino acids)
Biological process (GO): regulation of DNA-templated transcription; aflatoxin biosynthetic process
Cellular component (GO): nucleus
Molecular function (GO): DNA binding
Source: RefSeq, a predicted model, not a curated record